AGAGAACAUUCAUCGCCACCGAAAACACAUGCAAACAUCACCCAUCUCUAGUCCUCUCUUUUUGAUGUCUUGUGCAUUCGACAUCGUUUAGUUUUGCUGUAAAAAUAGCGCAGACAAACGGCCGCGUAGAAAGUCAACGAAGAUGUCGCGUUUCUUUGCCAACGGGUCCGACUCGGAGUCCGAGUCCAGCGAGGAGGAGAUCCAAGCGACUAACUUCAACAAAGCCAGCGCCUUCCAAUUCAGCGACGAUGAGGAGGAGGUCAAGCGCGUGGUGCGUUCCACGAAGGAGAAGCGCUACGAGAACCUAACCAGCAUCAUAAAAACCAUCCGCAACCAUAAAAAGAUUAAGGAUAUCCCCAAUACCCUGACCAGCUUCGAGGAUCUGACGAGAGCCUACCAGAAGGCACUACCGGUCAUUUCGAAGGAGGAGAACGGAAUUACCCCGCGAUUCUAUAUCCGCUGCCUCGCCGAACUGGAGGACUUUAUCAACGAAGUUUGGGAGGAUCGCGAGGGCAGGAAAAACCUGUCGAAGAACAAUUCCAAGUCGCUUGGCACUCUUCGCCAGAAGGUGCGCAAGUACAUCAAGGAUUUCGAGGACGAUUUGUCGCGUUUCCGUGAGGCCCCCGACCAAGAGAGCGAGGCUGAGGACGAGGUUGUAGCUGUAGACAGCGAUGGCGGCGAUGCUGGCGAUGACAGUGAUGCCGGAGCUAAGCGUGAGCCCACAGAAGCUGCUCCCAAGACGGCAAAAUCAGUGCCGGCUAAGGCUGCGCCUGCUGACGACGAUGAUUCCGAUGACUCCAUUGACUGGGAUUCAGACUCUGAGUCGGAGACUGAAUCCUCUGACGAUGAGAACCAGUACCAGAACAUGCGCGAGCGUUUCCUGAAACGCACCACUGAAAAAGAAGAUAAGGAUGACGAUAAGCGAAAGGACAAGCGCAAGGAGCAGAAGGUCAAGAUCCGCAAGCGUGCAGAGGACGAUGAGGAUGGCGAGUGGGAAACCGUUGUUAAGGGUCAUGUGGUGGAGAAACCCAAGAUGUUUGAAAAGGAUGCAGAGAUUGACGUUCCCUUGGUGUUGGCCAAAUUGUUGGAAAUCAUGUCGGCGCGCGGCAAGAAGCGCACAGAUCGCCGUCUUCAGAUCGAUCUUCUAUUCGAGCUGAGGGACAUUUCCGAUCAGCACAACCUUGGCACCGCUGUUUCCGUGAAGAUUCACUUCAACAUUAUCUCGGCCAUCUACGAUUACAACCAGAAAAUUUCGGAGCCAAUGAAGCUAGAGCACUGGGCCCUGCUUCUGGAGGUGAUGCAGAGCAUGCUGAAACUCCUGCUGGCUAAUCCCGACAUCAUUAUGAGUGAGAGUGUGGCUGAGGAGCAUGAGGAGUAUGUCGCUGCUCCGUUCUACGUCCGUGGAUGCCCUCUGGCUGCCGUGGAGCGCCUGGAUGAUGAGUUCGUCAAACUGCUAAAAGAGUGCGAUCCUCACUCCAACGACUACGUGUCCCGAUUGAAGGACGAGGUUAACGUGGUGAAGACCAUCGAGCUGGUGCUUCAAUAUUUCGAGCGCUCCGGCACCAACAACGAACGCUGUCGUAUCUAUCUGCGCAAGAUCGAGCAUCUGUACUAUAAGUUCGACCCGGAGGUGCUGAAAAAGAAGCGCGGUGAGGUGCCAGCCACGACCUCCACCUCCGUGGACGUUAUGGAUAAAUUGUGCAAGUUCAUCUACGCCAAGGACGAUACGGAUCGUAUCAGGACGCGUGCCAUCCUGGCGCACAUCUACCAUCAUGCCAUGCACGACAAUUGGUUCCAGGCCCGUGAUUUGGUCCUGAUGUCUCAUCUGCAGGACAACAUCGAUGCCGCCGAUCCCGCCACCCGCAUCCUGUACAACCGUAUGAUGGCCAACCUGGGUCUGUGUGCUUUCCGUCAGGAGAACGUCAAGGAUGCUCACCACUGUCUGGUGGAUCUUAUGGUCACCGGCAAGCCCAAGGAGCUCCUCGCUCAGGGGCUACUGCCCCAGCGCCAGCACGAGCGCUCCGCCGAACAGGAAAAAAUCGAGAAGCAGCGCCAGAUGCCAUUCCACAUGCACAUCAACCUUGAGUUGCUCGAGUGUGUCUACCUGGUAUCCGCAAUGCUUCUGGAAAUUCCCUACAUCGCCGCUCAUGAGUUCGAUGCCCGUCGCCGCAUGAUCAGUAAGACAUUCUACCAGCAACUGCGUUCCUCGGAGCGCCAAUCCCUGGUGGGUCCACCUGAGUCGAUGCGUGAGCACGUCGUGGCUGCGGCCAAGGCGAUGCGCUGCGGUAACUGGCAGGCGUGUGCCAACUUCAUCGUCAACAAGAAGAUGAACACGAAGGUAUGGGACCUGUUUUAUGAAUCAGAUCGUGUUCGCGAGAUGCUGACCAAGUUCAUCAAGGAGGAGUCACUGCGCACCUAUUUAUUCACCUACUCGAACGUCUAUACCUCGAUCAGCAUUCCCUCGCUGGCACAGAUGUACGAGCUUCCCGUGCCAAAGGUGCACUCAAUCAUUAGUAAGAUGAUCAUCAACGAGGAGCUUAUGGCCAGCCUAGACGAUCCUUCCGAAACUGUCGUCAUGCAUCGCUCUGAGCCUUCGCGCCUACAGGCCCUUGCCAUGCAGUUCGUGGACAAGGUUACCAACCUGGUUGACGUCAACGAAAAGGUAUUUGACAUGAAGCAGGGCAACUUCUUCCAGCGCGGCAAUAUGGGCAAUCGUGGAGAUCGUGGCUACAACCGCAACCAGAACAACCAGGGUGGAAACUGGGGAGGCCAGAGGCGAGAUAAUCGCAACAACCGCAACCGUAACCAGCGCGGACACCACAAGAACAACCAAGAUAGGCAACAGCAGCAACAGCAACAAGUCCAGACCAUUGACGAGGAGUAGACGUCACUACAUCCUCAGUUCAAUCCUCUCCAGGGAGCGUUAGCUUAAACACCAGCAAAGCAUAAACAGAACAAAUUUGUAUCACUUCGACUAUUAAAAAUGGAAUGGCCAUGGACAACUCGUUGGGUUAAGUGCUGUCAGGCCUCCGAUUCGGUUUCCAACUGGAUCGGAGGUCUGGUUCCAUCAUCCAUCGACAUUGCAUGUUGUUGUAGCCAAGUCCCAUAUAAAUUUGUUUUAGCGCUCAUUACGUUAAAUGCUAAUAUUGAUAACUACAUUUUGUAUGAACUCAAAACUAAAAAGAAAAAACCUUAAAAACAAGAGAAAGAAAA
Messenger RNA from Drosophila eugracilis, 3213 nucleotides. It is a transcript of the gene eIF3c, whose product is annotated as eukaryotic translation initiation factor 3 subunit C. Gene Ontology annotation, molecular function: translation initiation factor activity; RNA binding; translation initiation factor binding. NCBI's taxonomy places the organism in Eukaryota, Metazoa, Arthropoda, Insecta, Diptera, Drosophilidae. Gene Ontology annotation, biological process: translational initiation. The transcript is spliced from 3 exons. Bases 143 to 2884 code for a protein of 913 amino acids. The record is from RefSeq and is a predicted model, not a curated record. Gene Ontology annotation, cellular component: eukaryotic translation initiation factor 3 complex.